GACAGAGGCCACUUUUUACUGCUAAAGGAUAAAGCACAGUUUUUUUUAUGUUUUGAGGCCAAAGAUCACUCAGAAUUGCCGGAUCAGCAUGGAGGACAGCAGUGGAGUUGCCAUCCUGCUCCCCCUCUCUAGAGGCCAACAGGAGACUGUCUUCAUCCCUGAAAGGGUGGAAACGCCCCCUGGUACCCUGAUGGAGCCUAGGGAUGAUGACCAGAGGCAGCAGCAGGCCGCAGACUCCCUCAUCGAGGUGAUUGAGAAGCUCAGCAAGAUCGUGGAGAAGCGCCCACGUCGAUGUACCCUGGCUGGGAAGAAGAGAGCCCUCAUGUCAUGUGCCUCCAUCAGAGUCCCAGAGAUCAGGGAGGGCAGUGGUGGGUCCUCCCCCUGCAAGAGAGUCCGGGAGUUGGAGGAAGAGGUGAAAGAGGAGGAGAUCAAGCCAGACAACAGUGCCCCUGCUGGCAGCAGUAGGACCAUCACCUGUUACCAGUGCAGCCUGUGUCGGUUCCUGUCCCCGACCUUGAGCCUGCUGAAGGAGCACCUGCGGCAGCACGAUGAGCAGCACAGUGACCUCAUCCUCAUGUGUUCUGAGUGUCGCUUCACCUCCAGCCACCAGGAGGAGCUAGAGGCCCACGUCAGGCUCCACUUUGACGGCAGCAACUCUAACAAGAACCCUGUAUCCAGCCAGCAGGCCAGCGAGGGAAAUGAGGACUUAGGGUUAGGGAUGGGGGGUAGUGUGGAGGAGGCUGUGUUCAAAACUGCCAUGGACUGUGCUGAGGAGAUCCCUGCUAAGAAGAAGUGGUACAGCUAUGAGGAGUCUGGGAUGUACCGCUGCCUGAUAUGCAGCUAUGUGUGUGGACAGCAGCGAAUGCUAAAGACUCAUGCAUGGAAGCACGCAGGUCUGGUGGACUGCUCUUACCCGAUCUUUGAGGACGAGGCAGUGGCACCUUUCAGACAAGAAGCACCAGCACCUCCUGUAGUUCCUCCUGCAGAGGAAGCCAUAGUGGUCCUCACCCCGGUCCCAGAGAACUCCCAGAACCUCAACAAGAUGUCCACCUUCCAGAUCGACCUCUGUGCCCCUGUGGCGGAGUGUAGGAAUGAGGCCAGGACAGAACCAAUCACAGAGGAGAGCCCAGUGGAGAGGCUAUCUAAAGACUCAGAGCCAAUGUUGGAGGUACAGGUGACCACAGAGACGGAGGUGGAACUUGUGCAGGACUGUCAUCAAAUUACAAGCACAACAGACAGCCUCCUGUCAUCAGCCCAGAAGAUCAUCAGCUGCAGUCCCAACAGUGCCGGCCAUGUCAACGUCAUAGUGGAGCGACUGCCGUGCGCAGAGGAACCCGUGGCCACCCAGCCCCUCCUCCCCAGCCCAGAGGUGGGCAGAGACGAGAGCCUGCUGGCUGCAGAGGAGGCGGGCCAUGUGGAGAACCAGCCAAUGUUUGCUUACAAGGACGAGCAGCAGGAGGUGGUGAUUGGCUGGAGCAACAGUGAGAGGCAGCAGACCACCACGGACCCUCCACGUGACGAGAAUGCCCCCCCAGCCCGCAGGAGGACCCACUCUGAGUCUCUGAGGCUGCACUCCCUGGCUGCUGAAGCCCUGGUGGCCAUGCCCAUGAGGACCGCGGAGCACAUCAGGAGCAUCGUGGGCCAAUGCUCCCAGAGCCCUGACACGGGCCAGAGGCUCCUGGAGAUGGCCACGGCUGCAGCAGUUGCAGCCGACAGAGCCCCUGCAGCGGUAGAGGAGCUGGCAAGCGUGGGGUCAGCCCUGGUAGACCUGGAGCUGCAGGGGUCCAGAGAGGACGGGCUGGCCGAGGGCCCCACCAAGGCUGGCAUCAGCCUGUCCCUGCUGACGGUCAUAGAGAGGCUGAAGGAGCGCUCGGACCAGAACGCCUCAGACGAGGACAUCCUGAAGGAGCUACAGGACAACGCCCAGAGCCAGCACGCUGGGGAGGUCAGCGACUGUGGAGGGGGGGACCCGGGUAACCCUGGUGGGGGUCUGGUGGACUACAUCCCUGGCAGCGAGAGGCCCUACCGCUGUCGCCUUUGUCGCUACAGCAGUGGGAACAAGGGCUACAUCAAGCAGCACCUGCGAGUACACCGCCAGAGACAGCCCUACCAGUGUCCCAUCUGUGAACACAUCGCCCUGGACAGCAAAGAUCUAGAGGGCCACAUGAUCAACCACUGCAAGACCAGGGUGUACCACUGCAAGCAGUGUACUGAGGCCUUCUAUUACAAAAGUCAGCUGAGGAACCACGUUAGAGACCAGCACGGUUUGGGCGACACCAACGCAACACUAACCCCUGUCACUGAAACCACGGCAACCAUGGAGGAAUCUGAAAAGAUGACAAAUGACGAUUCCGUCAGAUCGCAGAAGGUGUACAGAUGUGACGUGUGUGAUUACAGCAGCUCCACGUAUGUUGGAGUUCGGAACCACCGGAGGAUCCAUAACUCUGACAAGCCUUACAGGUGCUGCAGCUGUGACUUUGCUACGACCAACAUGAACAGCCUGAAGAGCCACAUGAGGAGACAUCCCCAGGAGCACCAGGCUGUCCAGCUACUGGAGCAGUACAGGUGUUCACUGUGUGGCUAUGUGUGCAGUCACCCUCCGUCCCUCAAGUCUCACAUGUGGAAGCACGCUGGCGAUCAGAACUACAACUACGAGCAGGUGAACAAGGCCAUCAACGAGGCCAUCUCCCAGAGCGUCCGUUCCCCCAGUGCCCCGCAGAAGGUUUCAGCAGUGGCAGAGCAGUCUGGUGUGGUGCAGGGUGGGAAGAAGGAGAGGGUCUUUGUGGACCCAGCCCCCCUAGCAGAGGUUCCUGUGGACAGUGUGGUUGGCGGUGGCUCAGGGCCAACAACGGAGCUCAUCCAGUGGUCCUCCAGAGAGCAGGCCCCACAGAGCGACACCCCCCAAGGGAAGGAGGGGGUCCAGUCCCGGGCCGGCAUGGAGUAUUGUGUGCUGUUGUUCUGCUGCUGUAUCUGUGGCUUUGAGUCUACCAGCAAGGAGAGACUCAUGGAGCACAUGAAGGAACAUGAGGGAGACAUCAUCAGCAUCAUCCUGAACAAGGAGCAGCAGGGAGCAGCCCAACCAGCAGAGGGCAGCACAGCACAGUGAGACAGCAUUUACCCCCCACCUACCCCUCCCCUUACCCCAACAAAGAACCAGGAACCUAUCCAAUCACUUACACUGAGUCUGAUUUAAAAGGGAAGUACUAUACCGCGCAUCUUGUUUUCUGGUUCUUAAUUUUAUGUACUUAACAGAAGGUUACAAAAAGUGUAUCAGUUGGAGCUCAGACAUACAGAAAAUUGGAAAACUCCAAUUUCAAGGCGUUGCAGUAAAAUGUUCAACCUGAACAAGUUCAGACACAUUUAAUACCUCAGAAAACAGACAUUUUCAAAUGGAGCUCAGUCCAUUCUACUCAGCAAACAUAUAUUGACCACAUGGCAGCUUUUGUAUUAAAAUACUGUAAUAUAAUUUAAUAUAUUUAAUCCUUCACAUUUGUAGUGUAUCUGUGGCACCUGCACUAGGCUAUACAGAGCUGCCAUCUACUUGCAUGUUGUGUUCAUCAUAGCUAUAUUCAAAAUGGGUUAAUACAAGCUGGUCUCAGAGCAUUUCUUAUUAUUCUGUACAUAAAUCUGAGACGAUCGAUAUUUUGCAAAUUUGUAACGGCUAACGUUAGCCACCUAGCUAGAAUUCGUAACAUUGCGUACGUUUAGCAAAUUCAUAACAUGUUGUGUGUUUUGCAAAUUCGUAACCUUGAAUACAAAUUGUAGUUAACAUAUUAUUACGAAUGGAUGUGUGACUUCCACAAAUGAAUACAUACCAUACGAAAUGUAACAUAUCAUACCAAUUUGAGUGUCCUGGAUUUACGUUUACGAUGUUACGUCUAGUCUAUGAGACCAGGCUGGUUAAUACUAUGUAUCAAUGUAGGCCUAUGCUGUUGGUUUCCGUUAUGUCGAAUCAAAGGAAAAUACUUAUUUUUAUUUAAUUCACUGUUUGAUUCUAUUUUGACCUAUUGGACCUCUGGUACGUUAUGGUAAUGAUGGGUCACUUGAGAGUGGUUUCCUAAAGCUGUAGGAUAGAUAGGCUGGUAACAAGUUAUUGUUUUACCAACAUUCACCACGGCGUCAAGGCUUCUUGAGGCAGAACUAGGUUAGGGAGGAAUUUUUAAGGUAUGAUCAGUCAAUUAUGGUGCAUAUUAGUGGUCAUAUUAGACCCAGGUGUUAUGGUCAUAUUAGACCCAGGUGUUAUGGUGGAGAGAUGGUAAAUGGACAAUCAUUGAACUUUGAUUGCAGCCAACACCCAACUGUGUUUAGCUUAGGCUACUUGUAGUUACUUUAGUGAACGUAUUACUAUUCUGAUUACGAUAAUCAUUUCUAGAUUCAUGUUUUAGCAAAAUAAUUGCAUAGUUGAUCACUUGAAUAUGUUAAGCAGUUUCCAAAGUUUCUCCAUAUAGGCCUAGCACUUGUAGAUAAUGGAUGGCUGGAGUGAUUGACAUCCUAGCACAGAGCGGUGUGCUAGUAUACUAAACCUAUUCACGAACCUGCUAUUCCUAAAUCUGUGUGCUGUAUUAACCAAUAGCGGAGGGUGAUACAGUGGGGCAAAAAAGUA
Salvelinus namaycush (lake trout) is the source of this 4603-nucleotide messenger RNA. Its product is annotated as zinc finger protein 507-like. The transcript has 7 exons. Bases 89 to 3106 code for a protein of 1005 amino acids. Gene Ontology annotation, biological process: regulation of gene expression. NCBI's taxonomy places the organism in Eukaryota, Metazoa, Chordata, Actinopteri, Salmoniformes, Salmonidae. The record is from RefSeq and is a predicted model, not a curated record. Gene Ontology annotation, cellular component: nucleus.